AUGCAAAAUAUAUUAGCUGAGGUCGACAAUCUUAGCGUGAUAAAAUUGGCCGAGAAUGAGGAAGCAAUGGUUGGUUUGCAUCGGGUUUUGAUCAUGGCCAUUCGUGAUUUACUACAAAGACCGUGGUCCGUUGAGUUGAAACACAUUUAUUGGGCACGGAAUUUUGCUGUUGACUCGUUAGCAUCUUUAGCAGCGUCGAAUGUUGGAGGACUGCUGAGACUGAAAGAGCCACCAGCGACUGUAAGACCAUGGUUGCAACAUGAUCUAGUUGCUAAAUUAUUUACAUUAAUUAUCAAGAUCUUUUCGAAAAGCCACGGAAGAGUUACUUCUGAACCCAUAAUGGGUUGGCUGAGUAAAAUAUUCAAAGGGUCGAGCCAUAAACUUUCAGAAGGGAAGUAUGACCGCAGAUAUGAUGUUGAUUACUUGGGAAACUAUCCUUCCAGUUCCUGGGAUACAACGUCAGAGACUGAAGAUAUUGACCGUGCUAUUGCAUUAUCUCUUGCAGAAGAGGACCAGAAAGGGAAACAUGUAGUUGACUCUGAGACUCAACUGAAAGAAGAUGAACAACUCGCCAGAGCUCUACAGGAGAGCUUGACUGAUGAGUCUCCACCUAAACGUGGAAACAGAGGAAGCAGUGCAAAUGAAAGUGCACGUGGAAUGGGAAACCUUUAUCAACCCAUGCAUUACCCAUAUUCGAUAGGUUUCAGCAGGAUAUGUGCUGGUUGCUAUACUGAGAUUGGACAUGGAAGGUUUUUAAAUUGCAUGGGAGCAGUCUGGCAUCCAGAGUGUUUCCGUUGCCAUGCCUGUAACCAACCAAUAUCGGAUUAUGAGUUUUCUAUGUAUGGGAGCUAUCCUUAUCACAAAGCUUGCUACAAAGAGCACUAUCAUCCUAAAUGCGACGUCUGCAAACAUUUUAUUCCAACAAAUGCUGCCGGCCUUAUUGAAUACCGGGCGCAUCCUUUCUGGUCCCAGAAGUACUGCCCUUACCAUGAGCUUGAUGGCACUCCUCGCUGUUGCAGCUGUGAGAGAAUGGAGCCAAGAGAUACAAAAUAUGUUGCCCUUGGUGAUGGUCGGAAGCUUUGCCUGGAGUGCCUGGACUCUGUAAUAAUGGACACAAGCGAGUGUCAACCGCUUUAUCUUGAUAUCCAAGAAUUUUAUGAGGGAUUAGAUAUGAAAGUGGAGCAGCAAGUACCAUUACUUUUGGUUGAGAGACAAGCACUAAAUGAAGCCAUGGACGGAGAGAAACAUGGACAUCACCAUAUGCCUGAGACGCGAGGACUUUGUCUAUCUGAGGAGCAAACUAUUAGCACAGUAAGAAUGCGACCAAGGACGGGAAAUGGAAAUCGAGUUAUGGAUGUGAGAAAAGAGCCUUUUAAGCUGACUCGUCGAUGUGAAGUGACAGCAAUUCUCAUACUAUAUGGUCUUCCCAGGUUGCUCACUGGAUCAAUCUUAGCCCAUGAGAUGAUGCAUGCAUGGUUGCGACUGAGAGGAUAUCGAACUCUCAGUCAGGACAUUGAAGAAGGUAUCUGCCAAGUUCUAGCUCAUAUGUGGCUGCAGUCACAGCUUCAACACACAUCAUCAGGCGACAAUGGUGCGUCAACCUCUUCCAUGUCAUCAUAUACUUCUACAUCUUCAAAGCAAAGGACAAGGUCUCCAUACGAGAGGAAACUAGGUGAAUUUUUCAAACACCAAAUAGAAUCAGACACAUCUCCCAUCUAUGGAAAUGGUUUCAGAGCUGCUAAUCAAGCGGUUCUCAAAUAUGGUCUGGAGAGGACUUUGGAUCAUAUCCGGAUGACCGGGAGCUUACCAUAUUAA
Messenger RNA from Oldenlandia corymbosa var. corymbosa, 1815 nucleotides. NCBI's taxonomy places the organism in Eukaryota, Viridiplantae, Streptophyta, Magnoliopsida, Gentianales, Rubiaceae. The record is from the annotation of a GenBank genome assembly.